AUGGCCUCCAAACUCGCUCUCAACUCUACCAGGAAGCUCAAUUCAGGAUAUCAGAUACCUCUUCUUGGUUACGGAGUCUACAAGAUCCCCAUUGACCAAGCUCCGGAGGUCUGCAAGAAGGCUCUUGAAAUAGGCUACCGUCAUAUUGACUCCGCUUCGGGAUAUAACAACCAAGGCCCUUGUGCAACAGCAAUCCAAGCAUCCGGCAUCCCUCGUUCGGAAGUCUUCUUCACUACCAAGAUUUUCACCAAGAAGUUUCCCUUGAACUACGAAAACGCUCACAAACAGGUGGAGAUCGCCCUUGAUGAGACAAAGCUCGAGUACCUCGAUCUUGUCCUGAUUCAUGCCCCGUACGGCGGACCUGAUGGCCGCAAGGGUGCGUGGAAAGCCCUCGUCGAGUGCGUCGAGGCUGGAAAGGUGCGUUCGCUAGGUGUCUCUAACUACGGCGUCCAGCAUCUGGACGAGUUGGAGGCGUACAUUAAGGAGCUCGAGGCCGAGCGUGGAGCAGGCAAGGGAGGCGUCAUCUCUGUAGGACAGUGGGAAGUGCACCCCUGGCUUACACGACCCGACAUCGUCAAGUGGUGCCAGGACCGCAACAUUGCAGUUGAGGCUUACUGUCCCAUUGUGCGUGGCGAGCGAUUUGGCGAGCCUAAAGUUAAAGCCCUUGCGGACAAAUACAGCAAGACGGCAGCACAGAUCUUGCUCCGGUGGAGCUUGCAGAGGGGAUAUGUUCCUCUUGUGAAGAGUGUAACACCUUCAAGGAUGGUGGAGAACUCUGAACUGUAUGACUUUGAAUUGUCUGACGAGGAGGUAGAAGACUUGGCGACUAGUGAUUAUAGUCCUUGUGCUUGGGAUCCUACUGUUGAGCCUGUCGAGAAGUAG
Molecule: messenger RNA, 882 nt
Organism: Fusarium sp. VM40
Lineage: Eukaryota; Fungi; Ascomycota; Sordariomycetes; Hypocreales; Nectriaceae
Source: the annotation of a GenBank genome assembly